Molecule: messenger RNA, 759 nt
Organism: Coccidioides posadasii C735 delta SOWgp
Lineage: Eukaryota; Fungi; Ascomycota; Eurotiomycetes; Onygenales; Onygenaceae
Gene: RPE1
Product: RIBULOSE-phosphate 3-epimerase
Biological process (GO): pentose-phosphate shunt; pentose-phosphate shunt, non-oxidative branch; carbohydrate metabolic process
Cellular component (GO): cytosol
Molecular function (GO): metal ion binding; D-ribulose-phosphate 3-epimerase activity
Source: RefSeq, a predicted model, not a curated record
AUGGCGCCUCCAGCAAUUAUUGCACCCUCCAUCCUCUCUGCCGACUUCGCCAAUCUUGGUGCGGAAUGCUCGAAUCUCAUGAAGGCGGAUAGCGAUUGGAUCCAUGUCGACAUUAUGGAUGGUCAUUUUGUGCCCAAUAUAACCUUUGGUGCCCCGGUGGUGUCGAAGAUUCGGGCCCAUGUGCAGAAACCAGCGAGCAUCGGUGGAAAGGGGACGUUUGACUGCCAUAUGAUGAUUGCAGAGCCUCAAAAAUGGGUAAAAGAAUUUAAACAAGCUGGCUGCGAUCUUUAUUGUUUCCAUUGGGAGGCGGCGAUGACUUCCACUGCUGCGAAGGAUCCAGCUGAUAAAGAGACCACGGCGAGGACCAGCCCGAAGGAACUGAUCCGGUAUAUCCACGAGACGGGAAUGCAAGCGGGAAUUGCACUCAAGCCGGCGACUUCGGUGGACGUCCUGUGGGAUAUCUUGGAGAAUCCCGUGGAGAUCGAGAGGCCGGAUAUGGUCCUGAUAAUGACAGUCAACCCGGGCUUUGGCGGACAGAAAUUCAUGGCUUCUGAACUCCCCAAGGUCGAGGCCCUGAGAAAGAAAUAUCCGGACAUGAACAUUGAGGUCGAUGGAGGUUUGGGCGUGGGAACCAUCGACCAAGCUGCUGACGCUGGCGCCAACGUGAUCGUAGCUGGAUCGGCGGUCUUUGGAGCCAAGGAUCCUGCAGAGGUUAUUGCAAAGCUUCGAGAGGCCGUGGAGAAGAGGAGAAGCGCAUGA